ACCGCGUUGCGGAACGAAGGGGAGCUCUUUUGUCAAUGAAAUCAGAGUUACUGCCAAAAUGGCAGCUUCGUUUCGAAGUUCGGUGAGUGUGGAUGUCAUUCGCAAACAAUGUCGUAGCUGGACGGUACAUUGUCGAAAAAUUAAUCAGUCAGUGCUGGAAAAAAAACAUGAAGUUACAACUACAACUGAAGAAAAAUCAGGGAAACAAGACAAAAAACUACAGAUUCAGCUAGACCAUUGGGUCUCUCAAGGCUUAGCUGAUGAUUCACUGAACCACAAGAAGCACCCAGGUCGUAUUGUACUUCCCACAGUUACCGUGCCAAAGAGGCUUGCAGAGGCUGCAUCAGUUCUAAUUGAAAAAUAUCCAAUAAAAAACAUCUCUCACAGUGCAGGCAAGUUGGCAAAUUAUCUGUGGAGUCGCCAUGCACCACUGUCUGAUGCUGAAAUAAAUAAGCUUGCCCAGCAGAUGGAACAAGAGAUCAUUGCAGAAAGAAGUAAAAAAGGUAAGGAGAUUCCUGUUCAAAAAGAUGAAAUUCUACAGAAGCUUCGAAGAAAGACAUAUCACUGGAAGCCAGUCAUGUACGAUGCAUACAAGAGUUUACUCCAUCUCACAGCACGGAUGGCAUCGGAUUAUGCAGUCAUUUUGCAGUGUUUUAAUGAGAUAUCAAGUCGUGUCCCUGACUUUGUACCACGAUCUAUUUACAACUUGGGAUCAGGAUUGGGCUCUGUGAUAUGGGCAGGUAAUGUGACUUGGGGCGAGCGUGUGUUUGAGUACUAUUGUGUGGACAAGAGCCAGGACAUGAACACUAUGGCCAGACUUCUGCUUCAAGAUGGAGAAUGUCAGAAGCAAAUGCACAUUCCAGGUGUCACCUUUCGACAAUUUCCUCCAUCUGCUUUUGCAAAUAAGUUUACAAUGGUGGUCAGUGCCUACACCUUGCUGGAGCAUGCUGGGAAGGAGGAGAGGUUGCAGACCAUUGAAGCGCUGUGGCAUAUGACUGAGGACUUUCUGGUCUUGGUAGAGAAUGGAACUGCUGCUGGAUUUUCUUUGAUAUAUGAAGCCAGAAAUCAUCUUCUUCAGAUGGCAGACUCUGCAAACAGUGAACAUUUGCAAGGUUAUGUCUUUGCUCCAUGUCCACAUGAUCAAGCAUGUCCCAGGAUAACGAAUAAAAAUAUACCUUGCUUCUUCAAAACAGAUUUCACGCAUCUGAAAGAAAAUGUUGCCCAGUCAAACAAGGACUUUGUGCGCUAUUCUUAUGUCAUCCUGAGAAAAGGAAGAAGACCAGAAGGUGAGGAAUGGCCACGUGUGGUCCAGGACGUGGUGAUGCCAUCAAAACAUUCCCACUGCCAUUUGUGUUGUGCUGAUGGCUCUGCACAGCAUGUCAUCAUCACACAGACACGACACGGAAAGGACUUGUACAAAUGUACCAGGUAUACUGUCUGGGGAGAUCGUCUUCCUGUCAAGAUUUCUGCAGGACUGAGCCAAAAUGAAGACCACACAAUGGCUGACAAAUCUGGGAAAUACAAUAGUUAGCAUUCUGAAUCCAGGUUAGCUGCAUAAUAAAGCUUAAUAAAGGUCAUGAUAACCACAGCAGGCAGUGAGCUUAGGUCAUGUCCACUUGAAUGGACACCUGUAAUUAGAAUGCCAACAUGGCUGGACUGUUUAGUGUAUGCUGACCAUACCAGUACCUGAUUCUACAUUCAGCAGCCAUGGGAAAGUUUUUUUUUUACUUGGACUUUAAAUGCUUCGUUUAGCAUGAUGACAUAGAACUGGACAUGGUGAUGUGUUUGUAAGUGUGUGAUGCAUGUCAGUUGUGUGGUGUGCUAAUGGACGAUUCGGAAUAAAAUUUGUAACAAUCAAUUUUAA
Molecule: messenger RNA, 1864 nt
Organism: Pomacea canaliculata
Lineage: Eukaryota; Metazoa; Mollusca; Gastropoda; Architaenioglossa; Ampullariidae
Product: methyltransferase-like protein 17, mitochondrial
Exons: 15
Coding region: 59-1531 (490 amino acids)
Biological process (GO): translation
Cellular component (GO): mitochondrial small ribosomal subunit
Molecular function (GO): structural constituent of ribosome; methyltransferase activity
Source: RefSeq, a predicted model, not a curated record